AUGGCAGCGACGAAUGAGCAAGCUAGCAUGCCAACCAGUGCUGCCGUUAGCGAGUCCGGCAGUCCGACCAAAGAGACCUCCAAGCCGAUUGUGUCCAGCUCUCCUGCGAGCUCAUCUGGAGAUUCCUCGCCUCAUAUGAGGCAGGCGUCUGUCCAAGCGCAGGCACGAAGCGGUCUCACGAACUUGAGCGGCACGUCGCCCGAGCUACGGCACACUUCAGGCACCUUUCCUGGCCCACGAAGUCUCUCGCCCGAGCUCAACAGAUCCAGCAGCAAUGCUAGCGGCUCGCCUGUGCCGCGUCGCGCCAGACCUGUCACUGUCAGUGGACCCAUGGCAGGCCUGAAUUUGUACGCGCGGGACUACGCAGGCGGAUCGGAAGCUCGCAGGAGGCGGCAUGCCUCACAAUCCGGUCUGAGCAAUGCCGCUUUCACAUCGACGAGCUCAGAGGCGGAUAGUUUCGAGGGACGCGACAGCGGGAGCGAGAUGUCAAAUGAUGAGGCUAUGGCAUUCGAGAUGGACGAUACUGCCGCUGCUGCACCACAAGCUAGUCCAGAGCUUGUCCCGUCCCUCUGGACAUCGUCGCAGCCUUCUUAUCAAGACAGACUAGCGCCAUUGCCCAUCUCGUCAAGUAAUGCGCCCACCAACCCCGCCAUGCUGAGCGCUCACAGACUCUCAACGACGCCGCUGUUUCCUUCGCCGCUGUCCUAUGCAUCUCAUGCAGAUGAUGACGAUCCGCUCGAACCUCUAGAUAUCUCGAGUGCUUCUUCGGAAGGCGACGACGCCAGCAAGACGCCCGUUACUGAUGGCUCUACUUCUACCGGCACGACGCGAGGCAACACAAACCUGACCGGCCUUGCAUUAGGCACACUUGCGGUGCCUAUGCCUGCUCCUCCACCUAAGCCAGCCAAGUCAAAUCGUCGUCUCUCCAGCAAACGCCCGGGUCUAUCGCCAAAGACGGCUUCUUCAGCUCUGCCCAGCCUUGCGGGAGUCUACCAGCCUAGUACAUCGACUGACAUGCGGUCAUACAGCAUGAGUGGCACUCUGAAUCCUGAGAGUCCUGCGCGGCCGUCGCGAGGCAGGACUUCGGAGCGAGCAGAAGAGCAACGAAUCUUGCAGCAAGCGCGCCAGGAUUCCUCAGAUCGGCAGAGCGCUGCCUCUUCCGGACCAGCGACACCGUCUAGCACGCUUCAUCUGGCCAGAUCGGACGGCGGUGGUGGCCAAAGCGCUACAUCUGGCGGAUCCAUGCCAGGCUCUCCCUCCGAAGCUACUUCGCCUCAUAGUUGGGGAACGCCAUCCACUUCCCCUACGUCUGCUCGUUCGGGCUCACAACGCACGUCGGCGACCAGUCCAGGUACCGGCAAGCCUCAUCGGACGUCAAUCAGUGCAGGCACUCAGUCUGGAUUGCCUAUCGAGACUAUCAAGAUGCAACGUGUUCCGAGUGCUGUGCGUAGCGCGCAAAGUAUACACGCGAUCUCGCCGUCGUCGUCGAUAUCGCGCAAGAAUUCGAACAGAGCAUCCUCACCCGUCACAAGUGGGUUCCCCAGACGUAGCUCGAGCGGUUUCGAUUCGUUAGAUUACCCCGCCGCUCCCACUCCAUCCGCGACGCGAGCCGCAUCCUCAAACGACGACAGCUCGAGCGAUCCUGGCAUCGGUGCGAUAAGCAAACACAGACUGGAGAAGAAACAGAACCUGUCGCCUGUCAUGGGAUCACCAGAUAUCAAUGUGGGCGCAAAUCAAAGUCAUUCCGCAUUCGCGCCUCUUUUUCCCUUCAGCGGGUCUCCGGCAAAGCCGAUCACUGGCAGGCGCGAGCGGUCCAGAUCUGUGCUUGUCAAGUCAAUGUCACACACGGCCACUGAGCCUAGCCUUCUGCAUCCUCACUACAAUCGAAGUGUGCAGGAGGCAGCUGAUGAUCCUGGCAUGUUAGGCUCUGCGACGGGUCAGCCUCGUAUGGCGAGCGAUACCUUAGACGUCCGUGGUCAGCCAUCGACGCGCCGUCUGUCACAUCGCCUGUCCAUGACGCCAGGUGCAGCUCCUUCAACGGAUGAGUACGCAAAGAUCCUGUUACAGACGCGAGCCGACAAGAUCAAAAAGUGGAAAGGUCGCCAGCAGACGACUCCGAAUCCCGACGCUUUGCCGCUCUGGUCGCCUCCGUUAGCGGGCGACAGCUCAUCGACAGCUAUUCCGCAGCAUUCUGCGAGCUCACAGGGCUUCGACUUUGCGUCUGCCCUAUCGAAACUUGAUCUGAACGAAGCGGACACCACGUCGUCGAUCAGUCAGGAGCUUGAGGCGCUUGCGCAGGAUCCUGGCAAAGAGAUUGAAUGGGUUGACUGGCUCGACGAAUAUCGACUGAUGAAACAGGCGAAGCUCAAAGCCGAUUCGACUGACCGAUCUAAUCCGCAAAAUCGAACAGUGCCGCAGCAACCCGAAGCGCGCAUGGCGAGCGUCUCAGAAGCUGCUGCUAACCCGGAGGCCAUCGUUACGCCCGCGCAGAAUCACGAGACGAAUCCCUUUGAUUCUAGUACCGACCGGUGGUCGAUGCUGACGCCAGAGAUCAUGCCGCGACGGCGAAGCGUAGGAUCCACGCUGUCUACGCAUGCGCCGGGCACGGAUCAAAGCACUGUUAAUUCUCCCACUCGUUCGAGCAUGAUGGAUGCGUUCUCUCCUGGUAGCAGGCGUCGCAAGAAUCUCAACCUGGGCGCGAAGAUCGACGCCUGGUGGACUUCGGUCAGGAGUAGCUUCCUACAGCAUUUUGAUGAGCCAUCGCCAUCUAGUAGUCCCAACUCCCCCUUCAGUCAGCUCCGGCCGACUGAGCCGCGACUCUUUCGCUCGCAGUCAAGAAUCGAGCCAAAGACAACGAGCGCUCUCAUGGGACCACCACCCGUGCCUGUGCGAGCUUCGACUUCCUUAAGUCGUCCAAGGGCCGGCAAGAAGCCAAGUCUGCAAUCUCUGCGCGAGCCGCCGUCUCCGCGCGAACCGAUCGGCGGUGCGCUUGCGCCUGCUGCCAAGAUCGCUACGCAUAGACCUCAGUACCAUGCAGCCAAGCCUGGUCCUUCAUCAUCUGCCAAACGAUCUUCAGGGAGCAGCGAUAACGACACGUUCAAGACGGACACGAGGCGUCGGAAUCCCAAUCUAUCGCUUCGCCUAGAGCCUCGCUUCAAGCCUAAUCCCAUGUCUCAGCGAGAUCUGAGCAAUGCUGAUGGCUCAGUACGGUCCACAUCAGACUCUUCUGCUUCUGCUGGCGUCAUGACGCCGUCAAGCGCAUUCUUUGGGCCUCCUAGGUUGCGACCGAUUGCUCGCUCUUCCGCUUGGUCAAUUGAAGCCACGCCAGCGCUCACGCCGGGACGGCCGGCUGCAUGGGAUGUAACACCGGGCCCUGUGCCAGUAAGUGCGACCGAGACAGCCUACUCGGUCGCGGUUGCAUCAACAGGCGAAAAUGACCCUAAAGCUGUGGAGCCUCAGCAACAGAAUCCAGCAUUUUCAGUUUCGAGCAUACGACAGCACAUCAGACAGCGACUGGUCGGGGCAAAGGCCAAUUGCGACAAGGAGUUGAAGAAGACGAUUGCUGCGAUUACAAGUUUCGUCGAAGAGGAGCUGGAGCGUGAGCGCGCAGAGGCAGUUUUCCAGCAUCUCAAUCUCGACGAUGCAAGCUCAACAACAGGCGAUGACGAUAUGGCCAUCGAAGAUUCGGGCUUGUCCGGCACUGAAGAUGGCGACGAGAUCAGAUCGCGACCGACGUCGGCUAUGAGCUCACGUCUUCACAGCAGAGCACCCUCGGUCAGUAAACCCACAUUCAGGCCUGAAUCGCAGGACUUGCUGCACAGUAAUUCGGCUGGCAAUACGAUGCAGCGCAGGCCAUCCAUGGUAGGCCGCGGUCCUGCUCCGUCGAGACGAAUUUCCACCGCUCGACGAUACACGGGCGUUACUUCGAAGCCUAUUGAGUCAGCGACGCUCGGUCGCAGUCUCUCGCAACAGAGUGGAAAGUCCGAGUCAGCGCUCAGCUCCCGUUCGACUUCUCGUUCGCACUCGCCGAUGCCCGGCCAGCCACGAAGACCAACCCCUUCGCGGCAGAUCUCAGCCGACAAGAAGUCUCCCUUGCUCUUGCCCCGAGAUGAUCAUGGCGUGUCUACCUCGCCAUUCAUAUCUACGCUACAAGACAUGAUCACAAUUGCUACUGAGAUUCUCGAUACGUCCGUGAUCUCGCUGGCGACAAAGUCUGGCGCAUGCGCUGCCUUUAUCACCCGUCUGCAAAGUCUAGGCAAGAAUUGGGACGACCAUCCCGAAUGGCCAUGCCGGCGCUCGUACAUCGACUUGCUACUCAGCGUUGCUGGACUCAGCCGUGUGCUCGAAUGGUGGGAAGCUGAGCGAGGGUUCUGGAACUUCAACGAGAUGGACGAGGCCGAAGACGAGCCCAUCAUGGUGCUUGCGCGCGCCACGACUGAUGAAGAGCAAGCCAAUGCUCAGUUGCGCAAAGCAAAAGCGUCUCGCAGCCGCACCACCAGCACAAAUUUGACGCUAGCAACAACGGACCUGCUGCCUUUGCAAUCUCGCGCGCCAGAGAAUUACUUCUCCGCCCCGCUCGGCGUUGAUCUUGGUGCACAAGCGCCUACCGCCGGCUCACGGCCGGUCAGUCAAAUUCUUUCCGAUCAGCCAGCCGUACAAGACCUUCACACUGCUGUCGAAGCUGUCCGCAAGGCAACUAUCCUCGUCGAGCUCAGCCUGACGGAUCACGUUUUUGAGUUUCUGAGUCCUGUGUGGCGAGAUGUCACUGGGUUGGAUCCUGAUGAUUGUCUCGGUCAUCCAAUCAGCGAUCUCGUCUAUCCGGACGAUGCCGCCGUCUUUGUUGAGGCGACAAAUCGACUGAUUGAAGAUAAUUCUCAUACAGUCGAGGCGACAUUCCGCUUGCAUGUCAGCGCGGAUGGCGACGACAUCUUCGAAGCGAUGGAAGGCAAGGGCAUGCUCAUGACUGAUCCUCGCACAGGCCAGCCUUCUCAUACUAUGUGGGUCUUCAGGCCUGCCGCCGUCAGACAAGAAUUGCGGGAGGCCGUCGAUGAAGUCAACUCAGCUGCGCGCUUCGGCUUGGCUCAGCACCAAAGGACGUUCAGCGAUCUCACUUCGUUCAUGCCGCUCGCGUCUGCGUUGACUAGCGCGCCUCUGCUCUGUCGAAUCUGCGAGCGCAUGGUGCCUGCGUGGUUCUUCGAGAAGCACAACGAGACCUGCAACGAGACUCAUCGACUAGAGAAUGCCAUCGGCAACUGCAACGACAGGCUGACGGAGCUGAAGCUGACCUUGAAAGCCCUGCGCGAAGGCUUAGGCUCGCCAGAGAUGUCUGAUAACGAGGGCAACGCCUACUCGGGUACGCUUUUCAAGGCUUCGCAAGGCACUUCCGCCAAUUCGCAGGCUUUCGCGUCCCAACGACCUGCAGAGGCACCUGUCGUCAUCACCGAGUGCUUGGCCAUCCUCGAACUCGCGAUCCAGAUCAAGUCACCAGGCGGGUCAGAAGACUCUUUGUCGCCCACUGAGCAAGGCCAGCUCACGCCCACUUCGAGCAAGAAUCUGACAAGCAUUGCACACUGGGCCAAGCCAAGUAUCGACAGCGAUGCUGCGCUUGCUUCCAUAGUCACAGAUACCGACAACCUUCUCAAGGAAAAGCUGACGGCCGUCAAUCGUUUGCGCAACACAAUCAUCUAUGCCGAACGCGUGCGGAUGGAAUGGGAUAGCCGCGCAGCUCAGAUUUUGGCAGCACAACGAGGUGCAUCGCUACCGAGCAGCCCGAUGCGAGCAGACAUCAAUUUGCCUUCUUCUCCGACACGAUCGGCAGCAACAUCGCCCACGCGCAAACGUCCGGACGACGGUCAGCCACGGCAAAGACCACGCUCACUCAUCCAUUCUGCCUCGAUGAAUCUCAACCUGAUCACUCCCGCCGUAAUCGCGACGCCUCCACAAUCGCCUGGACUUGCUUCACGACCGUGGGGUGAAGCACCUCGCCGAGGCUCCGGCGAUUCUGGUCAUAGUAGCCCUGCUCUCAAUACAGUGCCAGUUUCGCCGCGCAUCCCAACUUCUGUGCCCACCGGUCGAUCGAAAGCAUCGUCCAUCAAGGACUUUGAAAUCAUCAAGCCGAUCAGCAAAGGCGCUUUCGGGUCGGUUUAUCUCGCCAAGAAGAAGACGACGGGCGAUUAUUAUGCGAUCAAAGUGCUCAAGAAAUCCGACAUGAUCGCCAAAAAUCAGGUCACGAAUGUCAAAGCAGAGCGACUGAUCCUCAUGACGCAAGCCGAUUCCGAAUUCGUCGUGCGCCUGUAUUACACUUUCCAGAGUCGCGACUACCUCUUCCUUGUGAUGGAAUAUCUCAACGGCGGCGAUUGUGCUGCUCUGCUUAAAGUCAUGGGCUCUCUGGACGAGAAUUGGACGAGAGCCUAUGCAGCAGAGAUCAUCCUUGGCCUCGAAUCGCUGCAUCGCAAGGACAUCGUUCACAGGGAUCUCAAGCCCGACAAUUUGCUCAUAGAUCAGCGAGGCCAUCUUCGCUUCUCAGACUUUGGUCUUUCGAAGCUGGGCGCGCUAGGACGACAGGCAAAGGCACUGGGACCUUCUCCUACGCCAAUAUCGCGAUCUCUGUACUCGUCGCCUUUGAGCAGUCAACCUGCGACUGCAGGUCUCGAUUCGAUCGUCUCUACCCCAGAUUCGAAUCCAGUCGCCUUGCCACAAGCGGCAGGCAGCAGCAGUGGUCCCUACUUCUCUGCCAAGUCACAACGGCGGCUGAGCGAUCGCGGUGUGGCACAAGCCGAGGCCGCGUCUCGGCUGUUCCAAGGCACGGGCGUUACAUUUGGGCAAAGGCUGGCAGAGGCCAUGUCGAUGCGACCGCAGCGACCUGAGUUGGCAGCGCACAAGAACAUCAGCUUUGGGAGCAGCCGAUCAUCUGGAACGCCGCCAUGA
Molecule: messenger RNA, 6927 nt
Organism: Mixia osmundae IAM 14324
Lineage: Eukaryota; Fungi; Basidiomycota; Mixiomycetes; Mixiales; Mixiaceae
Exons: 5
Coding region: 1-6927 (2308 amino acids)
Biological process (GO): intracellular signal transduction; peptidyl-serine phosphorylation
Cellular component (GO): nucleus; cytoplasm
Molecular function (GO): protein serine/threonine kinase activity; ATP binding
Source: RefSeq, a predicted model, not a curated record